AUGGCGCAUUUUACUUUUAAAAGGCAGAUGAAGCAAUUUGGUCAUGCUGUUCCCGGUAUGGCACAAAAGUCCAGCAUAGGGCCUCGCCGACCAAAAAAGCAAGCGCCGAGCAAUGCACGGUCACUGAAAAGAAAGCGAGAUGUCGAAAGUAUCGAAGCACUAUCGCAACGCGUCACCGAGCUCGAAGUCAAACCAUCAACACCCCCAACUGAUUUCUCUGAGCUGCCUCUAUCGCAGCCUACCAUCUCUGGACUCGAAGCGUCGCACUUCAAGACUCUGACAACUGUUCAAGCUAGUGCAAUCCCAGCAGCUCUGAAAGGCCGCGACAUCCUCGGUGCUGCAAAAACAGGCAGCGGCAAAACGUUGUCUUUUCUUGUCCCUGUCCUCGAGAACCUCUACCGCAGACGAUGGACCGAGUACGAUGGUCUAGGUGCACUCAUCCUCUCACCAACAAGAGAACUGGCCAUCCAGAUAUUUGAGGUUCUGCGCAAGAUUGGACGUAAUCAUGUGUUCUCUGCUGGUUUGGUCAUUGGUGGGAAGAGUCUGCAGGAAGAGCGAGAGAGGUUGGGUCGCAUGAAUAUCCUUGUCGCCACACCUGGCCGCAUACUACAGCACAUGGACCAGACGGCCGAUUUCGACAUCGGCAACCUACAAAUGCUGGUCCUUGAUGAGGCAGACCGAAUCAUGGACAUGGGUUUUCAGGCUGCAGUCGACGCAAUCAUCGAUCAUGUGCCGAAAGAGCGGCAAACCCUUCUCUUCUCGGCGACACAAACAAAGAAGAUCAACGACCUCGUGCGAUUGAGCCUACAAGAGCCCGAGUUUGUCUCAGUACAUGAGUCUGCAAAUACCGCAACGCCCUCAAAAUUGCAACAGAACUACAUUGUCACUCCUCUGGCAGAAAAGCUGGAUGUCUUGUGGUCUUUUCUGCGUACAAAUACAAAGAAGAAGAUCCUUGUCUUCCUCAGUUCCGGAAAGCAGGUUCGAUUCGUGUAUGAAGCUUUUCGUCAUCUACAGCCUGGUAUCCCUCUGCUCCACCUACACGGAAAUCAGAAGCAAACAGCCCGUCUCGAUAUCACGACUCGUUUCUCCCGUGCUCAGCACGCAUGUCUCUUCUCCACUGAUGUUGCAGCGCGAGGACUCGACUUUCCGUCCGUCGACUGGGUCGUACAGGUUGACGCGCCCGAAUCCCCCGAUACCUAUAUCCAUCGCGUCGGACGGACUGCCCGCUUCGAUCGCGAGGGCUACUCGGUACUCUUUCUCGACCCGAGUGAGGAGGAAGGCAUGCUCGCAUCCCUAGAGCGAAAGAGAGUGUUCUUGGAAAGAAUCAAUGUGAAGCAGAAGAAGAUGCAGGAUACACUACGAACUCAGAUGCAGAAUAUGUGCUUCAAGGACCCGGAACUGAAAUACCUCGGUCAGAAAGCAUUUGUGAACUAUGUCAGGAGUGUCUAUGUCAUGCCGGAUAAGGAUACGUUCAAGCUCAAAGAGCUGGAUCUCGAAGGGUAUGCUGCGAGUUUAGGACUUCCAGGAGCUCCUAGAGUGAAGUUUCUGAAGGGCGAUGAUACCAAGACGAGGAAGAACAUGCCGAGAGCUUUGGCUGCUGCGCUCGACCAUGGUGACAGUGUAGAUGAGGAUGAAGGCAAAGCUGAGAAGGUCAAAGAGAAACCAGCAGUACGAACCAAAUAUGAUCGUAUGUUUGAGCGACGCAACCAGGACGUUCUUGCUGAGCACUAUGGCAAGCUGAUCGAUGAGGAUGACGCGAGCAACGCAGCUGCGACAGCCACAGCAGACGCAGAUGAAGACAACGACUUCCUCGCUGUCAAACGUCGCUUCAUCGCUGGCGACCAAGCUCUCGAGGAUGAAGCUGAGCAGAGUACUGGCUCAGAACAAAGCGACGAGGACGGCGAUGAACCAAAUCUCCGCGACAUCGGCAUAACACCAGCCUCGACCUCCGUCCGCAAACGCGCUAUUCAACUCUCCGCCAACCUUGAUGAAGCAGGUUUAAUAGUGGACUCCAAACGACGCGAGAAACUCUUCAAAUCCAAGAAAGCACUCCUCAAGUACAAAGGACAUGGCACACAUCUGACGUUUGAUUCUGAAGACGAAGACGGAAAGGAGAAGGUAUACUACGAAAAGGAGGACGAGUUUGUGAAGAAAGGGAAUGCAGCAAAAGAGAAGGAAAGAUUUUUGCAGGAGGAGAAGGAGAGGAAGCAACGUACGGACGUGGUCGAUAAAGAGGUCGCGAAGACGAAAAAGAGGGAGAAGAAGGAGAAGAAAAAGGAGAGGGAAAGGAGGGCUGCUAUGGAGGAGGAUGAGGGUACAGGUGAAGAUGAGGAUGUGGGCGUACAAUUGGCGCCAUAUGAUGAGGAAGAGAUGGAUGCGGGAGAAGCACUCGAUGUCGAAGAGGAGAGGCCGAAGAAGCGAAAGAAGAAGUGGUUCGAGAAGGACAACGAUAGCGAGGAGGAAGGAGAUAAUGGUGAUAAGAAUAAGAAGAAACGAAACAGGGGAUCAGCAACUGUGGUUGAACAGCCUCAGACGCUCGAGGAUUUGGAAGCGAUGGCGUCUGGAUUGCUUGCCAGAUAG
Molecule: messenger RNA, 2580 nt
Organism: Lithohypha guttulata
Lineage: Eukaryota; Fungi; Ascomycota; Eurotiomycetes; Chaetothyriales; Trichomeriaceae
Gene: DBP4
Product: ATP-dependent RNA helicase dbp4
Exons: 2
Coding region: 1-2580 (859 amino acids)
Biological process (GO): rRNA processing
Cellular component (GO): nucleus
Molecular function (GO): RNA helicase activity; nucleic acid binding; ATP binding
Source: RefSeq, a predicted model, not a curated record